AGACAUUUUAUAAUUACCGAAUAAAACCGUUCAAAUGGCUAAAACUAAGCCUAACAAAGCCCAAACAAAAUUAUUAACAGUGUGAUAAUGGGCUUGCCCUCAAUAAAGUGUCAGCAAAUAAAUAAAUAGAGGCCUAGAAAGGUGCAACAAAAUACGCCUGGCCAUUUGUGCGCGUGUGUGUGUGCCAUUGAUUACAUAGUGGCAUAGACGACGAGUAUAGGCAUAGGUGCGAGCGAGAGGGGGCGAAUCAUUGGAAAAGGGGCAGCAACAAAAACCGCAUUCCAUUUCCAGAAAUCCAGGUUGCAGCAGCUUCCAUCCAUGAGAAAGUGAUUGAUUGCCAUGCACCAUCAUCAUCCGCCGUUGCCCAUAACAGGAGCAAGUGGCUCCACGGCAGCGGGUGCAGGAGGAGCAGCUGGAACAGCGGAGGAGGCACCACCACCAGCUGUGGCCGCUGGACCUGCCACCACCACCACUCCGUCCGGAUCCAAUGCCCAGCAACAACAGCACCAGCGACGUCGCAAGAAGCGACCCAAUUACAACUACAAUGGCAUCCGUACCGUGGAGGUGCGUCGCGGUUACAAUGGCUUUGGUUUCACCAUAUCGGGGCAGCAACCCUGCCGGCUGUCCUGCAUCAUCAGCAGUUCACCCGCCGAGCAAGCGGGCCUGCGUUCCGGGGACUUCCUCAUCUCCGUCAACGGACUGAAUGUCUCCAAGUUGCCACACGAAACCGUGGUCCAGCUGAUAGGCAACUCCUUUGGCAGCAUACGCAUGCAGAUCGCCGAGAACUACUACUCGGACAGCUCGGAUGAGGAGAAUGCCCAUGCCACGUUGAGGGGUCAACUGCUGGCCGCCAGUUUGAGGCACAAGCCCAGGUUUCUGCACCACAAGGCCAAGCUCCACCGGCUGCGUAACUCGCCGCAAAAGAAGCUGCCCCUGCCAGUGGAGGCAGUCGAAUCCCCACAGAGUUCCAAGGCCUCCCCCGCCGCCGAACACCUGACACUACGACCCGUCCUGGAGGAUGCCCCGCUGGCAGCCGGCAAUCCGUCCAAAGCAGCCGCCGAUGUGGCCAAUGUCAGUGCCAUGGUACGGGCCGUGGGCAGUGCUGCCCUGGAGUAUCGCGUUAUUGUGGGCUAUCUGGGCACCAUUGAGAUGCCCAAGCAGAUUUCCCACAGCUCCAAGUUGCAGACCGUGAGGUCAUGCAUCCGCAAACUGCGCCAGGAGAAGCGACAGCCCACCAUUGUGCUGAUGUGCAUUACACCGGAUAGCCUGAGCCUGCAGAGCUCCGGCGGCGGAGUGCUGGCCACCUACUCCUCCGCGAGGUUGAACUACGUGAGCUCGUCGUCGGAGAGCGAGAAUCGCUUCUUUGGCCUAGUCACCAGCGCCGUGCACAACACCCAGAUCGAGGAGGAGUACGAGCCGCCGAGCGCUGCUGCCGCCGGCCACAUUAGCAUCUCGCACAGCUGCCAUGUGUUCGUGAUCGACACCAAGCUGAUUGAGCACGCCCAGCAUUUGCAGCGGGCCCACGAGUUCCGGCUGCAGUGCACCAGGGAUCCCAUCUCUAACUUGUGCCUGGAGUUUCCCAACAACUCGGAGUAUGUGGUGAAUCUGGUGCGCAGCAUGUACACCAUGCGUAUCCUGCCGCCUGCUAGCAGGAGUCAUCAGGUGGACUACGAUGCAGGAGGAGCAGGCGCUGGAGGAGCGGCUGCCCACUCGCCGCAGCCAUCGAACCACAGCGAGAUCUCCACCACCACCUCGAAUUCCGAUUCUGGUAUUGGCUUCAAUAACGAUUGCACGAAUAUUUCCGAUCGCAUUCUAGUGGUGGAUUUUCUCGGUGGAGGAGCAGGACAAGGAGCUGCCCAUGCAGGACCACCGAAUUAUCCGGCUCCGGCGCGUCCACUGGGCAUCGUGGGAAUUCCGGACAACCGACUGACUGUGCGGGCCAUGCCCGAUCAUGCUGCUCUACUUAAAUCGCCGUCAGAGAGCUCUUCGCUGCGGCGACCCAAUCUUUUGGCCAGCUUCAAUCUGAUCAAGAGUCCUGCCACCAAUCUCACUUCCACCCGCUCCUGUGAUGAUGUUCUGAAUCUCUUUGUGGACGACUCGCCACGAGCUUUCGGCGCAGUGGCCUCCAUGGACGACAUAUCGUUGCACUCGGCUGCUCCGUCGCUGGAUGAAACGCACACCUUUGCCCAUCCAUCGUGUGUGCCCCGCAAGAUGCGCAGAUCGUUGGCUCUGGAUACGCCCACAACGCCGCACAAGCUGAGUGCCCAGGUGUUUGGCCAACCUGGUUCGCGACACUCGCUGGGAUUCGAGGCCAUCGACAGCGUUCAGUCUUCUUCGGUCAGUGGGGCAUGCAUCGACCAGCCCAUGGACACCUGGGCCAGCCUGCAGAAUCUACAUAAGUCCCACAAGGAUCAUCGAACCAGUCUGUCGGCCUCUUCAUCCUCACAUUGCCUUUUAGAAGCUACGAACAGCGAACCGGAUCUGGGGAACCGCGCUCUGCCCGCCAAUGCCUCGCCUUUUCGCCGAGCCUGGGGACAGUCUUCCUUCCGCACGCCCCGCUCCGACAAGGUGGCCAAACAGCAGCAGCAGCAGCAGCAGCUGGGACAAUCCUCGCCUGUGAGACGCACUGCCUCGAUGAACGCCUCCGACAACGACAUGUACAUCAAGACACUGAUGCUGGACUCGGAUCUGAAGGCGACGCGCAGUCAGCAGCAGCUGAGCCUGCUGCAGGUGCCCAAGAUCCUGACCACGCCCGCCCCGCCCUCCGCCAUCACAGUGUCCGUGGCUGGAGAGGAUGCGGCGGCCCAGGAACACGGCUGUCCCAGCAGCUGGGGUAGCUCCUUCGAGCGGAUGCUGCAGGAUGCCGCCGGCAUGCAGACCUUCUCCGAGUUCCUCAAGAAGGAGUUCUCGGCGGAGAACAUCUACUUUUGGACCGCCUGCGAACGCUACCGUCUGCUGGAAUCGGAGGCGGAACGGGUGCUCCAGGCACGCGAGAUCUUCGGCAAGCAUCUGGCCAACAGCAGCAGCGAUCCCGUCAACGUGGACUCGCAGGCACGCAGCCUCACGGCGGAGAAGCUGGCCACUGCCGCCCCGGACAUCUUUGCCGCCGCUCAGAAGCAGAUCUUCAACCUGAUGAAGUUCGACAGCUACCAGCGCUUCAUCCGCUCCGAUCUGUACAAGAGCUGCGUGGAGGCGGAGCAGAAACACCAGCCGCUGCCCUACAGCGGCAUGGAUCUGGACGAGCUGCUCAAGACGAAUUUUCACUUGGCCGCCUCCUCCAAGCUGAAAAAAUCGGCUAGCAAUGCGGAGGAUCGGCGGCGCAAGAGUCUGCUUCCGUGGCACCGCAAGACGCGGAGUAAGUCCCGCGAUCGCGGCGAGAUAAUGGCCGACCUGCAGCACACGCUGAUGCCGGCGCCACCGCUGCCACCGCCUGCCCUGCUGACCAGCGCCUCGCUGAAGCUCGUCUCCGGCCAGAAUUCCCUGAGCGAUCUGCACAGCUCGAGGUCGUCGUUGUCCUCCUUCGAUGCGGGCACAGGGACCAACACCAGUGGCGGCGGCGGACAAGGGGCCAGUGCGGAGAGCGUGUGCUCGCUGUGUCGGGUGAUACUCACCGAUGGAGCCACGACCAUUGUGCAGACGCGGGCAGGCGAAACGGUGGGCGAACUGGUGGAGCGACUGCUGGAGAAGCGGAAUUUGGUGUAUCCCUACUACGACAUUGUGUUCCAGGGCACCACCAAGUCCAUCGAUGUGCAGCAGCCGUCGCAGAUGCUGGCCGGCAAGGAGGUGCUGAUCGAGCGGCGGGUGGCCUUCAAGCUGGACCUGCCCGAUCCCAAGGUGAUCUCGGUGAAGAGCAAGCCCAAGAAGCAGCUGCACGAAGUGAUCCGGCCCAUACUUAGCAAGUACAACUACAAGAUGGAGCAGGUGCAGGUGAUCAUGCGCGACACGCAGGCGCCACUGGAUCUCAAUCAGCCCGUGACAAUGGCCGAUGGCCAGCGGCUGCGCAUCCUGUUGCUGCACGGCCAUUCGGAUUUUCAGGUAGGCGGCGUCAGUGGCAGUGGUAGCAGCAGCAGCAGCAGCAUGACCAUGACCACGGUGCCGCCGAAGCAAAGCAAACCAAUGAAGCCGCUGCCGCAGGGCCAGCUGGAUGAGCUGACGAACAAGGUGUUCAGCGAACUCUUGGCCAGCAAGGUGGAUGCGGCGCAGGAGAAGCCCCGACCCAGCGAUCUCUGCUCCAUGAAGUCGAACGAGGCGCCCUCCGAGUCGUCCUCCUCGCUGUUCGAGCGCAUGCGGCGCCAGCAGAGCCAUGGCAGCAACAUUCCGGGCAGCAAGUUGCCCAAGCUCAAGAAGAAGUCCACCAGCAGUCAGCAAUCGGAGGAGGCGGCGACGGUGGCGAUGGCGGCGACGGUGGCGGAUCCCAAGAAACCCAUCAUAGCCAAGCUGAAGGCGGGCGUGAAGCUGCAGGUGACGGAGCGAGUAGCCGAGCACCAAGAUGAACUACUCGAGGGCCUGAAGCGGGCACAGCUGGCACGGCUGGAGGAUCAGCGUGGCACCGAGAUCAACUUCGAUCUGCCCGAUUUUCUCAAGAACAAGGAGAAUCUCAGCGCAGCUGUGUCCAAGCUGCGCAAAGUGCGCGCCAGUUUGAGUCCCGUGGGCAAGGUGCCAUCCCCGUCGCCCACGGAAAUUCCCCAGCCGGCGCCACGUCUGUCCAUCACACGCAGCCAACCGCAGUCGCCCAUGAAGGUGGACCACCAGGAGCUAGAGACUGAGCUGCUGCCGGCCGCCGAGAUGCAGGACCAAACGGAUCAGUUUGCCAAGGCGCCGCCUCCGUUGCCGCCCAAGCCAAAGGUGCUGCCCAUCAAGCCGUCCAAUUGGGGCGUGGCUCCAGCUGUGGCUGUGGCCCAGCCCACGACGGCCAACUAUUGCAACAAGUUCUCGCCCAGCAAACAGCAGGUGCUGGUGGCAUCCCCCACCAAAGAAGCGGCCAAAGUGGCAACGUUUGCCAGCAAAAUACCAUUGGAAUUGGGACGAAAGUCUCUGGAGGAGGCGGCGGGCUCGCGGUGUGCCUAUCUCGAUGAGCCCAGCAGCAGCUUCGUGUGAUUGAAUUGGCUUUACCAGAUCUGACGCUGAUCUUGCUUGUAUAUACAUCUACAUAUGUGUGCACUAUUUAUUGAUACUGUUUAUCGUUAGUGGUCCCCGUUGAAUGUCCACAUGUCCACCCAUGACAAACUUUUGUAUGUUAACUACUGAGUGAACGCCUGUAUUUAUAACUAGCCACCCUAAGCCUUAGCUCUACUACAUUUCGUAUAAAUAUUAUAUAUACCACAAACAUGUAAUAA
Molecule: messenger RNA, 5336 nt
Organism: Drosophila elegans
Lineage: Eukaryota; Metazoa; Arthropoda; Insecta; Diptera; Drosophilidae
Gene: loco
Product: regulator of G-protein signaling loco
Exons: 5
Coding region: 340-5097 (1585 amino acids)
Biological process (GO): signal transduction
Molecular function (GO): protein binding; GTPase activator activity
Source: RefSeq, a predicted model, not a curated record